This is a messenger RNA of Dipodomys spectabilis (banner-tailed kangaroo rat), 336 nucleotides long. RefSeq names its product KH homology domain-containing protein 1-like. NCBI's taxonomy places the organism in Eukaryota, Metazoa, Chordata, Mammalia, Rodentia, Heteromyidae. Gene Ontology annotation, molecular function: RNA binding. Gene Ontology annotation, cellular component: cytoplasm. The transcript has 3 exons. Bases 1 to 336 code for a protein of 111 amino acids. The record is from RefSeq and is a predicted model, not a curated record.
AUGGUGGCCAAGCCUGAAAAUUUCAAUGCCCCAUUGGUCUUUUACCUGGAAGAGGAGCUGGAGCAGAUAAUAUUCGGGCAGGAGGACAGAUACCUCCACUGCAUAGAAGAGCACAGCCAUACCCUUAUUCAGCUGGAGCCCUGGUUCACAGUCACAGGCCACACUCGAGUCACUGUGGUUUCUUGUGCUCCUAAAUGCUCUGACCUUUCUUCUUCCUCCCAAGGCUACCAGAUGCUGCAAAGUGUCCGGAGCCAGCCCCUAACCAACAAGGACAUGGCUGCCAGUCUCAAUGUGCAGCUUGACUCCUUGGUGGUGAAAGGGUAUCAGGAUGAAUGA